GGGGCGGUUCUGGCGGCCCGCUCGCGGCCUCCUUUGUGCGGGGCGGCCGGGACGAUGCUGUCGGGGGGGAAGAAGGCCGCGGAGGCGGCGGCGGGCGGCGAGGGCGGGCCUGAGGCGCCGGUGCCGCCGCCCGCCGCCGCGGGAGCCCUGGGCUCCUCCGCCGAGGGCAGCGGGUCCGCGGAGCGCACUCCCCGAAAGAAAGAGCCGCCGCGGGCCUCGCCCCCGGGCGGCCUGUCCGAGCCGCCGGGCCCCGGCGCCGCCCCUACGCCCGGCGUCGAGACCACGGGCAUCGCCGAGACCCCUGAGGGUCGCAGGACCAGCCGCCGCAAGCGGGCCAAAGUGGAGUAUAGAGAGAUGGAUGAGAGUCUUGCAAACCUGUCAGAAGAUGAGUAUUACUCUGAAGAAGAGAGAAAUGCUAAAGCUGAGAAAGAGAAAAAACUACCACCACCACCUCCACCAGCUCCUGCAGAAGAAGAGAAUGAAAGCGAGCCAGAGGAGCCAUCUGGGCAAGCAGGAGGACUUCAAGACGACAGUUCUGGAGGGUAUGGAGACGGCCAAGCAUCAGGUGUGGAGGGUGCAGCUUUCCAGAGUAGACUUCCACAUGACCGUAUGACAUCUCAAGAAGCUGCCUGCUUCCCUGAUAUAAUCAGUGGGCCACAGCAGACUCAGAAGGUGUUUCUGUACAUCAGGAACCGCACCCUGCAGCUCUGGUUGGAUAAUCCAAAGAUUCAGUUGACAUUUGAAGCAACUAUCCAACAAUUGGAAGCACCUUAUAAUAGUGAUACGGUGCUCGUUCACAGGGUACACAGCUAUCUGGAGCGGCACGGUCUAAUCAACUUUGGUAUCUACAAGAGAGUGAAGCCCCUUCCAACCAAGAAGACCGGAAAGGUGAUCAUUAUUGGUUCCGGAGUCUCUGGAUUGGCAGCAGCUCGCCAAUUGCAGAGUUUUGGAAUGGAUGUUACAGUUCUGGAAGCCAGGGACCGAGUAGGAGGAAGAGUUGCUACCUUUCGCAAAGGGAACUAUGUUGCUGAUCUAGGAGCAAUGGUGGUAACAGGACUUGGAGGAAAUCCAAUGGCUGUGGUCAGCAAACAAGUGAAUAUGGAAUUGGCUAAGAUCAAACAAAAAUGCCCGCUUUAUGAAGCAAACGGACAAGCUGUUCCAAAAGAGAAAGAUGAAAUGGUGGAGCAAGAAUUUAACCGUCUGCUGGAAGCCACCUCCUAUCUCAGUCAUCAGCUGGAUUUUAAUGUUCUCAAUAACAAGCCUGUCUCCCUAGGUCAGGCUCUGGAGGUUGUCAUACAAUUGCAGGAGAAGCAUGUGAAGGAUGAGCAGAUCGAGCACUGGAAAAAAAUUGUGAAAACACAGGAGGAGUUGAAAGAUCUUCUUAACAAGAUGGUGAAUUUAAAAGAGAAGAUUAAAGAACUUCAUCAACAGUAUAAGGAAGCAUCAGAAGUGAAGCCACCUCGGGAUAUUACAGCGGAGUUUCUUGUGAAAAGCAAACACAGAGAUCUGACUGCGCUUUGCAAGGAGUAUGAUGAAUUGGCAGAAACACAAGGAAAGCUGGAAGAGAAGUUACAAGAACUUGAAGCCAAUCCACCAAGCGAUGUUUAUCUGUCAUCAAGAGACAGGCAGAUACUCGACUGGCAUUUUGCAAACCUAGAAUUUGCUAAUGCUACACCCCUGUCUACACUUUCGUUGAAGCACUGGGACCAGGAUGAUGACUUUGAAUUCACAGGCAGUCACUUGACUGUGAGGAAUGGAUAUUCCUGUGUGCCUGUAGCUUUGGCAGAAGGGUUGGAUAUUAAAUUAAACACAGCAGUUCGACAGGUUCGCUAUACAGCAUCAGGCUGUGAAGUGAUAGCUGUAAAUACCCGAUCUACUAGCCAGACUUUCAUUUACAAGUGUGAUGCUGUGCUGUGUACUCUUCCCUUGGGAGUGUUGAAACAGCAGCCUCCAGCAGUACAGUUCGUGCCCCCUCUGCCCGAGUGGAAAACUUCUGCAGUGCAGCGUAUGGGUUUCGGCAACCUUAACAAGGUUGUUUUGUGUUUUGAUCGUGUCUUCUGGGAUCCAAGUGUCAAUUUGUUUGGUCAUGUUGGUAGCACUACUGCAAGCAGAGGAGAACUCUUUCUCUUUUGGAACCUGUACAAAGCACCGAUUUUGUUGGCCUUGGUAGCAGGCGAAGCAGCAGGGAUCAUGGAAAAUAUCAGUGAUGAUGUCAUCGUUGGACGGUGCCUUGCCAUCCUCAAAGGCAUAUUUGGUAGCAGUGCUGUGCCACAGCCUAAAGAGACGGUGGUGUCGCGCUGGCGUGCUGACCCGUGGGCCCGGGGAUCGUACUCCUAUGUAGCAGCUGGAUCUUCUGGAAAUGACUAUGAUUUGAUGGCUCAGCCCAUCACUCCAGGGCCAGCCAUUCCAGGUGCUCCUCAGCCUAUUCCUCGCCUGUUCUUUGCGGGAGAACAUACAAUUCGCAACUACCCUGCAACUGUUCAUGGUGCUUUACUGAGUGGACUGAGAGAAGCCGGUCGCAUUGCAGACCAAUUUCUUGGGGCCAUGUAUACUUUGCCUCGCCAGCCUACGCCUGGGGUCCCUCCACAACAGGCUACCAGCAUGUAAGAAAAGUAGAAGGAACCAGAAGAGGAGUGGCAAGACCACAGUGCUACCGUUGUCAACUCCCUGGGACAAAGAUACUCACGUAGUCUGUAACGGCAUGUGCUGGAAGGACCCAGCCAUGAGUUACUGUAUCACACUUCUGUUUGAACGCCCUUACCAAAACCUACCUAACCUUUGGCUUGGCCCUUUUACAAAAUCUCUUACAGCAGUCUGAAGCGUUGGUGUACACAGAAUCCUUUACUACCAGGCUGGUCAGGGACUUCUCUGACUCUGCAGAUACUUUUUGAAAGUCAAGCUUAUAGCUGGAGGUUUUUUAUGGUUUUUUUUUUCUACCUGUAUGUGUAUUUACAACUUGGUAAUCGCACAAGGCCCUCUAGAAGCUGGUUGCUACGAGUAGUAGCUUAGUGUAGAAUUUAUGUAAACUUCUUUGUUGGGGCUUUUUAUUGUAUUGUUUUGAAGAAUAGUAUUUUUUGACUAAUUCUAUUCUUAUCUGGCAUUCUCAAAUGUGGUGCAACUGUUUCCCUGCCAGUAACAGCAAAUCACACCCUGACAAAAUGGUCCGUUGGCUGCUACACCAUAUGCAUCCCGCUUUAGAAAGAAAGCUGGUAUUACUGAGUGUGCGCUAAGCAUACUAUUCUAUUAAAUACUUUCAACAAAAGAAAAAACUGGAUAUUUUUAAGUUAAAAACUAGAAAAAUCAUUCCUAUUUGUUUAUGUAGAAGCAGAGUUGCCUAGGCAGUAAGUUAGCUGAGGGACCUAAUCUCUUGAGUUCUGCAUGCUGCAGGUAGACACUCUGUAUACCUGUUGAUUUCUGCUAGUGUGAUGAGGUCAUGUUGCAGCUGCCAUUGUUCUGCUUCUGAAAACCACUUCGAUUUGGCUGCCUUUCGAAAUAUUUUCAUUCUUACUAAUCCAGCACAUAGAGCCUUCCUUUUGUUGCACAGAGCAGUCUUAUUUAAACAUUUAGGUCCUCUUUCCCUGUCCCCCUUUCCCCAUUUAGCAUUAGACUUUUAUUUCUUCCAACUUCCCUCAUCCUCCUCUUUCUACAGCUUAUUUCUAUCUCAUCUAGCCAUGGUCUCUCUUCACACUGUUUGGUUUUGGUGUUUGGUGUGGGUUUUUUUGGUUUUGUUUUGUUUUUAGUUUUUCUAUUCUCACUUUCUCUGACCCAGUGUCUGUACGUGUGCAGUCCGUCCCAACUGCCUUCUGUCCUUGCACCUUCUGUUUCACUAGAGGACCGGUACCUCCUCUUCUUCCAUGCUCAUCUCUCCACAAUUACAUUGCCCACACUUCUUCCUGAAGAAAAUACAUAGCAAACACGCUUGCAGCCCCUGCUUGUUUACACAGCUGUAUUGUCUUUGGCCACAGACUCUCCAUCUUCUAGCAUCGUUGCUUCUACUAUUGUGUCUCCUUAGUAGCUGGAGAUUGUUCUUCCUCCUGACUAUGUCUGUUACUUUCUGGUUGCUUUCUCACUAGAUGGUGAAGUCUCUGAGGGCGUAUCUCCAUAGGCAGACCUUCUGAGAAGCUGUGGGAAAGGAGAGGACUCUUGACAUGGUGGGGUAGCACUCUGAGGCGGCACAGCCUUGAGGCGUCAAGGACUAAGGCCAUCUGAAGUGGCUGGACUUGGUGCCGUGGGGGACCCUCUUUCCCAAGCUUCAGUCUAAAUUAGUGCUACCUUUCCUGUAUCUCUAACUUUGCUACUUGAGCUCUUUAUUGAAAGGGGUACUCCUCAGCAACGCUACUCAUCCUCGUCCCUUCCAGGGGACAAGACAGACUUUAUGAUGGUUGGUCAGAAAACUGCCAUUGCAGUGGGGCAGGAAUUGGAAGUCCAGCAGGACAUGGAGGAGGGGUGUCCAGGGGGUGACUGAGAGUAAUUUGAGACUCAGGAUUUCCAGCCUUAUGUUCAGUGAAGCCUAUCAGCACCACUACCUGGAGAAAUCCUGUUCCAGGAUGAGACGUGUGACAGGCCAACAGCUGACCUAGUCUCUUGGCUAGUCUGGCUGAAGAUGGGAAGAGGAUCCAAGAAUUGGGGUGCUAUGUUCUGAAACAAGGCUUCCAGCCUCUGUGGGUCUCUGUAUUUGUGGGGUGGAUUGUUGUUGGGAUUAGUGAUGGUGCUGUCUCUUGCCAUGAGGACUGUCAUCCCACUUGUUCUAGCGAAGUGUCAAAAAGUCAGAAAAGCACUUCUGGCCCACUGGGAAAUAAAAUAGCCCUCAACUUAACGUGGCCAAGUGGUGUCUUUUCCAGACAAGUAACAAGCCGCUUCUGCAUCAGCCUAUUAAUGUUAUUUUCUGCUGCCUUGUUCUGCUUUGUUUGUUACUUAGCAGAUUAUUCAGCAGGCUAAUUCUGCCAAACAGCACACAGUAAUUUGUUUAAGCCAUUCAAAUAUAACCAAACUUCCUCUUGCACUUUGCCAUCAAUUUGACUGAGUGGGGCUAAUCUUUCACCUGAUGCCCAGUCUGUCCUGUUUUCUGUUUUCAAAAAGGCAUCUGAAAACUAUGGUGACUGACUGAAAUAAGAAGGUGGAGGUGAUGGUUCCCACCCAUUUUGAAGGCAUGCAAGGAAUUGGUGGGUGUUAGCUGAUGGUGGUGAUGGGCAUGGGCAAUGGAGCUGGAAUGCCAGGAGGAGAGGACAAGGCCCUGUGACUUGAUGUAGCCUGUUCGUAGCUUUCAGAGUCUUCAUUGGAAGAUGAAGACCAUGAUCUGUGGCCUGCUGCACCCUCCCCUCUCCAUUAUCUCUGGGGGCUCCGGACCUAUUCCUCAGCCAGUCCCUGCUAAUAAACCUUAGUGGGUAUUAGAGAGUGAACAGCUCAGAGUACUUUCAGCUCUUGGGGGUGUCUGAGGCUCAGCAAAGACACAGAUAAGGCUGUGCAGCAAGUGCUGGACACCCCAGAGCUGCUGUGCUGCAGUUCCUGCCCUCCAUGGCCCAGUUUUUUGUGGUCUGUGGCAUUGGCUGCACCCUGAGCAGUGGGGAGCAGUGGUUGGGUGAAGGUCCCUUGUUCUGGUUGUAUCCUGUGGAGUUGCUGGGAUGGAGGGGGGAGCUUGGGGGAAAGCACUAUCACCCCAAGGGCAGCUGGAGCAUGCAGACCUGGAAAAGAUGGCCUGAGCACAUGGUGAUGAGCCAGUGUAGUGUUGGGGCUCAGCUCUGCCAGGCCACAUCAUGAAACUUCCAUUGUUUGUCCAGGAGCAGGGCGGUCUCAUGCUCUUUGCAGUACCAUCAGUGUGUGAUAUUCCUCGAGCAGGUACUCUCCCAGCAGUUAGCAGCUCUUUCUCCGCUGCUUCUGUGGUCCCAGGGGUGCCUCCUGCUGUGCCUGAAGUCACAGAAUCACAGAAUCGUGACUCCGAGUCCAGACUAUCAAUGUAUGUGAUUUAGAGCAUAGUGUUCUCUGCUCCCUGUCAGGGUCUGUUAGAUGGACCUUUGGUCUUGACCCAUAAUGGCUGGUCCUAUUUAAGUGCUGCCUGUGUAGCCUUCCUACCACUGCAACCUAUGGAGGAGGAGAUGGCAUUGCAACUAAAUGGGUCACCAGGCCCUCUUCAUCUCACCAUCCUUCCUCGCAGUGCAGCUGUUCUGUCCUUGCUGCUGUUAGCUUGCCCUGACUUACUGUGGGGAUUGCCCAUAGGUUUCAGCAGAUCAUGGAUGACCUUCAUCUCAGGUUUGAGGCUGCCGGGUGCAGUCGCAAAACCUUGCAGUCAAGUCUGGUUGCACCCGCUGUAGCACACCUUUCCACCUGUUCUCAGGGACUUGCCAUUUCUCACUCUACUCCAUGGGUAGGUGAAUUGCAUUUGUGACAACAAAACUGGUGCUCGUUUUGGAAAGAAAAACAUUCUUCCCUAGUCGGUCCUCCUGUUCUGAAUGAAGGACUGCAGUAACCUGCCAUGGAUGCAUUCGCUGAGUCAGACUGUGAUUUUGGAUGGGGUGAAUCUGCAGGAAGGUUGGUAUUUCUCGGUUCUCCACAUGCCUGUGGUUUUGUCAGGUGCUAGCAUCUACUCUGCAAUAAACUGCUGGUAGCUCAGGGUCUUUGUGUUCAAUCUCUGUAAGGAAUUGAGAAUACUUGCUAUGGUCUUGCCUGUAGUGGAAAUUAAUAGCAAAGCAUGGGUUCUCCCUGUUCUGUUACCUUAGUAAUUGACUGGAUCAUAAACAUAGAGGACCAACUUCACUGGGGUGCUUCAAUUUCUGCUUUUAUUAUGAAUAUUCUCACCUGACUAGGUCUCCUGCUAUAUUUCUAAAAAAGUUCCACUGAGAGUACUAUGGUCAACACAGUGCUCAGAGUCGGUCCUGUGGUAAUGAACGCUGGAGCCACUUUAAACCAUGAAGUGGCUCCAUAAAGCGACGUGACUAAAAUUCAUUUUUUUGUGUGCUUCAGGUGCUUUUUAAAGGUGGUGCUAAUUCCAUGAGUUGCUUGUCCCAAAAAUGUUUACCAAAAGAGAAUUAGAUGCCAUGUUUUCAUGUUUGUUUUCCAGUUUGCUGCUUUUACCAAUGAUUGUUUUGCAAUUUCCAAUGUGUCUGAUUUCUGAAGGUGCAAUUUUUUGUUUAUUUGGAAGGAAUAUUGAAACUUACAGAAAAUGCCUACACUGACAUUCUUCUCCAAAGCACACAGGUAUUACAGAACUACUGGCAUGCUGCCAGACCUUACGCUCUGGGUGUUACCAGAAUUGGCUGGAUAAAUACCCAAAAAACCCACAAGAAGUCACCUCUAGAAGGUCAGUGGAGAGUGAAAGCAUCCCUUUAAUUACAUGUGGUAUCAGUCAUGGAACGUGUCUUAUGUAAAGAACAUAUUGUCUUAAAAUUAGUUUUUUGCAGGUUUGCCAAUUUGUCUGCUAAAAGAUGUUGCUUCUCUACAGAGUCCGUUGGCUUCUGUUUGGAAAGCUCCUGCAGGGCUUGUGGCGUCUGUCCAUUACUUCCAGGUGCUAAUAGGCAUCAAGUCAAUGUGGUGUUUAGAAAGUCCCUGGAAAACAUCAGUCACAAAGGCUGAGAAAUGCAAUAAAAUAUCCAACACAAAGGAA
Molecule: messenger RNA, 7597 nt
Organism: Phalacrocorax carbo (great cormorant)
Lineage: Eukaryota; Metazoa; Chordata; Aves; Suliformes; Phalacrocoracidae
Source: RefSeq, a predicted model, not a curated record